Molecule: messenger RNA, 2021 nt
Organism: Gossypium raimondii (Peruvian cotton)
Lineage: Eukaryota; Viridiplantae; Streptophyta; Magnoliopsida; Malvales; Malvaceae
Product: F-box protein At2g39490
Exons: 5
Coding region: 70-1827 (585 amino acids)
Molecular function (GO): protein binding
Source: RefSeq, a predicted model, not a curated record
CUCCAGUUAUAAAAUUUAGAAAGAAUUUUGACCUCUUCCAAGCCCCAACUUAAAAGUCAUUUCGCUUGUAUGUUUUUAAUACUCAACAAAGAACUCAAAAAUAUUGGAAAAGAAAAACAAAAAAUGGGAAAGAAGAGAAGAAGCAAGAAAAUUAACCAAGAGAAACAGAGGCAUGAUCCAGAUGAUAAUAACAACCCAACAACCACUUCAAGCUCCAGGUAUUUGGAUAUCAGUAGUCUAAAUGAUGAUGUACUUCACCAUAUUAUUCCAUCACUUAUCCAUAUAUGGAAGCAUGAUGAAGGGAAAUCGUAUAAUCAUGUCAAUAUCCCAAAAAGUAAUAAGAUAGACCCUAAUGAUUACAUCAGUCAUUUGCCUGAUAACAUCCUUCACCACAUCAUUUCCUUCCUCCCUUUUGAAUCUGCUGUCCGAACUUCUUUCCUUUCAACUCACUGGAAACACCUCUGGAAAGAGGCUUUGUUGGAACUAGUCCAUGAUGUAAUAACAAUGGAAGCUGCCACUAAAGUCAUACAAAGCUUUGUUGAUGAUUUCGAUACACACUAUAGGCCUAGAAAUAAAUGGGGGUUCAGAUUUGAGUUUAGUCAUGGAAGAGGCAAGUUUGCUGCUAGCAUUUCCAGCAAGGGUGCACUUCAACUUGAUUUUUCAGCUGGUAAACAAGAAUUACCAAGGCCAUUUGAUUUGUUUUUGAAGCCGAAUCUUGAAUCGGCUAACCAUUUAUCACCUCCAUACAUGUGGUUUGAUUGGGGGUGGCAUGAGGAAAAUCACCCACUGCAAACCCAACAACCAUCUUUAAACACAAUGAAAAUAAAAUCAUUGUAUCUCAUAUCAGUAAACCAGCUGUCAAAUAUGGCAGUUUCUUCAUUGGUGCCAAAUUUGCCAUUUCUGCAAAGCUUGACUAUCGCCAAAUGCAAUGGAUUACAAUCUUUACAGAUAAAAGAGGCCAAAGGGCUUCAUAAAUUAGUGGUCCUCGAUUGCCCCCGUUUACAAUCUCUCAGUUUUGAAGGUUGCUGUUUGGAGUGUUUCAGAUACAGAGGCCACUUAGUUUCCUUUCGGUUUCAAUUGUACUGCAAAUGUAAUUCUUCUGGCGGGUUUUAUAUACGUGACUAUGGACUGCACCAGGAAGAUGCCAUGCUUGAUCUUAGGCAAGGUCCUCUAACAGAAUGGACAUGGGACUUUAAGCCUUCCUUUUCUCCUUAUUAUUAUGGUCUCUUGAAUUUUGAAAGAAACGAUUGUGAGUGCGCCAACAAGUAUAAAUGCUUCGACUCAAUUUUAAGAACUAUAAAUGGUUUUCGAUCUCUAACAAUAUGCAGAUGGUUUUUCGAGACAUCAAUGUGCAAGAAAUUGCCCUUUUCAAGUAGAGACCCUCUUUUCUGUUUGAGGAAACUAAAAGAGCUUUGGUGGAUUGAUUGUUCAAUGGAAAGAGAAUCUAUUAACGCCUUACUUUGCUUUCUGAAGCUUUGUCCUAACUUGGAAAGACUUUAUAUCACCAUCGAUCCAAAAUGCUACGACAUGCCUAGCACAGCAAAAUUCUCAACUUUAGUCAUUGUUCCUGGCAAGCUCAAUGAUCUCAAAACUGUAAAACUAGAAGGAUUUGCAGAUGAAGAAAAGGAGAUUUUCAUGGCAAGGCGAUUAUUACCUUUAUUUGGAGACAAUAAUCCUAUUAUUAUAUCAAAAUCAAAAGGGAAAUAUUUGAAACAUCUAGUGAAAGUAGCCAAGUUAGAGAAGAAAGGGAAGUACCCGUAUAAGUUUAAAGCGGUUGAAAAUGUUGAUGAAAAUUUUUCGGAUCAUGUUCAUAUGAACCUUUAUUAGUAAGAAUUGUGAAUGAGCUGUAUAUUCUCACAGCUGGAUCAUUGCCACAUUAUAAGGGGUUGCAACCUCUUUUGGAUUUAUUAUCAGAUCUGUUAAGAAAAAGGACAUUUUUAUGAAUCUAUUUAAAGGCACUCAUUUAUGGUUGGAAAGAACAUAGUUUUCUGAAUAAUAAUCUAAUGGAUUAGUUUUUUUUC